Hibiscus syriacus is the source of this 704-nucleotide messenger RNA. Its product is annotated as 60S ribosomal protein L10a-like. Bases 63 to 689 code for a protein of 208 amino acids. Gene Ontology annotation, biological process: translation. NCBI's taxonomy places the organism in Eukaryota, Viridiplantae, Streptophyta, Magnoliopsida, Malvales, Malvaceae. Gene Ontology annotation, molecular function: structural constituent of ribosome; RNA binding. The record is from RefSeq and is a predicted model, not a curated record. Gene Ontology annotation, cellular component: large ribosomal subunit. The transcript is spliced from 6 exons.
CUUUCUCUCAAGCCAAGGUCAAUUUUGUAUUUUUUUUUCGUGCAAAGAACAGAGUUUCUGAGAUGAGUAUGCUUCAAAGCGAUGCGCUUAGAGAAGCUAUUUCGACCAUUGUGGCUCAUUCCAAGGAGAAAAAUGGUAAGUUCUCAGAGACCAUCGAACUCCAGAUUGGGCUGAAAAACUAUGACCCCCAGAAAGACAAGCGGUUCAGUGGUUCCAUGAAGCUGCCACACAUUCCUCACCCCAAGAUGAAGAUCUGCAUGCUUGGAGAUGCUCAACAUGUGGAAGAGGCUGAGAAGAUUGGUAUGGAUUACAUGGAUGUAGAAGCACUGAAGAAGCUAAACAAGAACAAAAAGUUGGUAAAGAAGCUUGCCAAGAAGUAUCAUGCCUUUUUUGCCUCUGAAUCUGUCAUAAAGCAGAUCCCUCGUCUUUCGGGUCCUGGUCUCAACAAAGCAGGGAAAUUCCCGGCCCUUGUUACUCACCAGGAAUCUCUGGAGUCGAAAGUGAACAAGUCCAAGGCAAUGGUGAAGUUCCAAUUGAAGAAGGUUCUUUGCAUGGGAGUAGCCGUUGCGAAUGUAGUUAUGGAGGAGAAGCAGAUCUUCCAGAACGUGCAAAUGAGCGUCAAUUUCCUGGUUUCAUUGUUGAAGAAAAACUGGCAAAAUCUGAGGUUUCAAUGGUGCUUGUUCUUUUAGGCCCCUCAUCUUCAU